Messenger RNA from Scleropages formosus (Asian bonytongue), 2066 nucleotides. Its product is annotated as twinfilin-1-like. The record is from RefSeq and is a predicted model, not a curated record. The transcript is spliced from 9 exons. The coding region runs from base 109 to 1161 and encodes 350 amino acids. Lineage: Eukaryota; Metazoa; Chordata; Actinopteri; Osteoglossiformes; Osteoglossidae. Gene Ontology annotation, molecular function: actin monomer binding; actin filament binding. Gene Ontology annotation, biological process: positive regulation of neuron projection development; actin filament depolymerization; regulation of lamellipodium assembly. Gene Ontology annotation, cellular component: myofibril; cytoplasm; actin filament.
GUCAAACCGGAGCCCGCUCGGGUUACUGUAGUUUCCUCGUUUCUCCUGCUUCCUGACAGCGAGCGGCCGUGCGAAAGAAAAAAAAAAGCAACUCGAAAUUGAAGCACAAUGUCCCACCAGACGGGCAUCCAAGCUGCCGAGGAACUGAAAGAGAUUUUCGCAAAAGCCAGGAACGGGGAUUAUCGGGUCCUCAAGAUUGUGAUCGAAGAUGAGCAGCUGGUCCUGGGCGGCACAAAGAGGGCCGCCAAGACGUGGGACCAGGAGUAUGACGCGAGUGUCCUCCCUCUGCUGGAGGAUGACAUGCCCUCCUACAUUCUCUACAGGCUGGACUCCAGCAACAACCAGGGAUACGAGUGGAUCUUUGUGGCCUGGUCCCCGGACCAUUCGCCUGUGCGGCAGAAGAUGCUGUAUGCUGCUACCAGGGCUACCCUGAAAAAAGAAUUCGGUGGUGGACAUAUUAAAGAUGAGAUUUUUGGUACCGUAAAGGAUGAUGUGUCUUUGAAUGGGUAUAAGAAGUACUUGACCUCCCAGGCUGCUCCUCUGCCCUUGACUGCCGCUGAGGAGGAGCUGAGACAGAUCAAGCUCAAUGAGGUCCAAACGGACAUCAGUGUGGACACCAAGCAGCAGACCCUCCAGGGUGUGGCUUUCCCCAUGGACCACGAGGCCAUUCGCGCUAUCGAGCAGUUCAGGGACAGGAAGCUCAACUACGUGCAACUUGAAAUCGAUUUUGCAAAGGAAAGUAUAAAGCUGUCCAGCACCGCUCCCACGGAAAUUAAAGACUUGCCGAAAAGGAUUCCGAAAGACUCUGCUCGCUACCACUUUUUCCUUUACAAGCACUCCCACGAGGGCGAUUACCUGGAAUCGACAGUUUUCAUCUACUCCAUGCCUGGGUAUAAAUGCAGCAUCAAAGAGAGGAUGCUGUACUCCAGCUGCAAGAGCCCCCUAAUUGACAUGGUUGAAAAUAAUCUUCACAUGGAUAUUGCUAAAAAGCUGGAGAUCGACAGCGGUGAUGAGCUGACCAGUGACUUCCUGUACGAGGAAGUCCACCCCAAGCAACACGCGCACAAGCAGGCCUUCGCUAAACCCAAAGGCCCUGCUGGCAAGAGGGGCGGACGAAGGAUGAUCCGAGGGCCCGGGGAGGGAGAUGAUGAAGAGGACUGAACAGCCCUGCCGUGGUCCGCAAUGGAACAUUCCAAGUAGUGUAAGAAGACAUCAUUUUGAAAUUAAGCAGCCCCCUUAUAAUCUCUUCUGAAUUUCCCCAAAUCAGUGUUAGAUUGAACUAUGCACACAGGAAACACUAAGUGUAGACGUAUGUGAAUUUAUCCUUGUAGGUUGCAAUACAGUAUGUACAUGCAUUAUGAUACAAAAGAAUGUUCUCAGAAUAUUUAGAAAGAUGGGCAAAAUAUUUUAGGUGGUCAGCGCUGAGGUGUGAGGUGUAACAAAAAGCUUAAUGUGUCUUAAAGAGAAUAAAAACGACAGACAAGAAGUGAAACUAAUUAGAUGUUUUCUACAAACAGGGCGAUCUUGUUUUUACAAGAUUUAUUGAACUUUACCAGAACAGCUACAAAGGCAGAAAAUAACAUAACCUUGCUACCAGCAGCUGUCCUGUUAACUGUUUUGUAGUGGUGGAGAAAGGUGCAUUUUUAAAAUAACCAUGGUUUACACACAUUGUCUGCCGAGAGGCUUAUUUUUCUAUCCAUGUGCUGUACACAGGUGUUGUGUUGUGUUGUAAAAGGCCUUGUACCUCAAACGUGUGACAAUGGAUAUCCGUCACCUGUGGUUGAGAGAAUGUCUGUUCUUUUUAGGAGUGCCCCGCCUCUAACACGGCAGGCACAUUUCGCAUAUGCAAUAUGUGUGCGGACCACUGCUUCAGCCUCCCACACUGUGCUGGAGCAAUGCAUGUACUGUGGAGUAGGAGAGCAGGUCUCAGCCUGGAUCCAUGGCUACUGACUCACCAGAGGCAAACCACUCUGUUCUAGGGACCUCCUACCUUACAUAUUUACAUGGUUCUGUUGUCCAAAUAUGAUCCGUCACAAAUGUUUUCUUUUCUAAAAAUCAAUUGUUUA